Molecule: messenger RNA, 3741 nt
Organism: Plectropomus leopardus (leopard coralgrouper)
Lineage: Eukaryota; Metazoa; Chordata; Actinopteri; Perciformes; Serranidae
Product: sorting nexin-4-like
Biological process (GO): positive regulation of autophagosome assembly; protein transport
Cellular component (GO): early endosome membrane; plasma membrane; SNARE complex
Molecular function (GO): phosphatidylinositol-3-phosphate binding
Source: RefSeq, a predicted model, not a curated record
UGACAACAGCAGCAGGUCGGCAGCAGCCAGAUGAUGAUGGCAGACUCUGGAAGUAACGAAGAAGUAGCUGUGAUCGGUAACACCGACAUCACUUCAACAGAAUCCGAGAACAACAUUAUAAACACGAUGGUUGAAAGAGGAACAGCUCUGUUAAGAAAAAUGGAGAUAAACGUGGCGGAGGCAGAGAAGAGAACAGGGAAGAACACGGUUAACAUGCAGGAAACCUAUACAGUCUACCUCAUAGAAACACGCCCGGCUGAAAAUGUUCCAGAAGGUGGUACGCCUGCUGCACCUGACACAUUGUGGAGACGCUACAGUGAGUUUGAGUUGCUCAGAACAUACCUCUUGGUCACCUACCCCUACAUCAUAAUCCCUCCACUGCCAGAGAAAAGGGCAGAGUUUGUGUGGCACAAGCUGUCAGCAGACAACCUCGACCCAGACUUUGUUGAGCGACGGAGAGUUGGCCUGGAAAACUUCCUGCUGCGUGUUGCAUCACAUCCUGUCCUCUCCAAUGACAAAAUCUUCUUCCUCUUUCUGACAGAGGAGAAAGGAUGGAGGGAGGCGGUUUUGGAGACAGGUUUUCAGGACAAGGCUGACUCCAGACUUAAGUCUCUGAGUGCCAUGUUCAGAGUCAAGAACCCUGACAAGAGGUUCACAGCACUGAAACAGUACAGUGAUGAACUCAACACUGUCAUCUCUCAGUUACUGAGGGUGCGGGCGAAAGUAGCAGACAGGCUGUAUGGAGUUUACAAGGUCCAUGGUAACUACGGCAGAGUCUUUAGCGAGUGGAGUGCUAUUGAAAAAGAGAUGGGAGACGGACUACAGAGUGCUGGCCACCACAUGGACACGUAUGCCGCAUCAAUAGAUGAUAUUCUGGAGGAAGAAGAACACUAUGCAGACCAACUGAAAGAAUACCUUUUCUACACUGAUGCUGUUAGGUCAGUCUGUAGGAAACAUGAGCUGAUCCAGUAUGAGUUGGAGAUGGUAGCUCAGGACCUCGUCCAUAAGAAACAACAGAAAGAAGAGCUGGUUACAGGGACAGUGCGAGUAUUUUCUCUGAAGGGGAUGACCAGCAAACUUUUCGGCCAAGAGAGCCAAGAGCAGAGGGAGAGCAGGCUGGCAGCCCUGGAGCAGAGUAUUCAGGAGGGAGAGCAAACGCUCAAGGAGAAGAACACAGAAUGCCAAGAGUUUGUGAGAACCGCCUGGGAAGACAUUGAACGAUUUAAGGAGCAGAAGGACAAAGACUUGCGUGAAGCACUAAUCAGCUAUGCCAUUAUGCAGAUCAGCAUGUGUAAGAAGGGAAUCCAGGUGUGGUCCAACGCCAAGGAGUGUUUCAACAAAAUGUGAGCCACUUUCCAGCCUAUCACUCUCCUGCACCAAAAUAAUAGUGAAAUCAGAUUGUCCAGAAAGGGACCAUCAGCCAAUCAUUAAAUUACAGUCUUACAGAGCUGGACCACGGGAGCCCAAAUACUGCCCUCAUUUUUUUUGCUACGCUGAAUAAUUCUGUUUUCUCUCACACACACUCAUACAUGCACACAUUUAUUCCGAAACAGUUUCCAAGUCGGAGUCAUGAAGUGGAUCCAUGCCUUUUAUUUCCAGAUGUCUUAACAGUACCAUUCUGCUGGUAUAACUUUCAUACUGCAGAUGAUAUAAAUUUUCAAUUCUUUUUUCUCCCUUGUUGCACAACUGACAGCAUGUCCAAGAGGAAAAUCCUGCACUGUGUAAAAGUUGCGCAUCGGGGAUCGCUGUGCAGUGUAUAUCAGUACUUGUUACACUUCUUUUGACUUAUCUCUCACCCUGAAAAUAGGGAAAAUGUCAGAAGCUGAGCAUUUCAGUCAGUGGUUCAUUUGAUUCUUUUCAGAGUCACCGGCCUUAGAGAAAUUAAAACAAACUUUUGUGCCUUUCCAUAUUUUACUUUUACUCUCUGUUGAUUAUAUUUUAAAUGGAAACAGAGUGAAAAAACAACAUCAAGCCUGUUUGGUUCAUUUUUAAAAAAAAAUUCACUCAGCUAAAGGAUUUAAGUUUUACAUUGAUUAGCCUGUCAUCUAAAAAAAAAUCAUAUUGUCCCUCUGCAAGAGAAUCUAUAACUGUCCCCAGGGCUUCCAAAUGUAGCAGAACUGUGUGUUAAAAUAAUAAUUGGGCAGCGUUAAGGAUUCAGUGUUACCCCUUUUCUACCAAAGUAGCUCUGGUUCCUGAGCCAGUUCUGUUCAGGACUCUUGGAACCUUGGUGCUAUCAAGCAAACCAGCCUGCAAGAUCCAUUACAAACAAGGAUGGCCCAUCAACGGAGAGCAUUGCACAAUGCACAACAGAAGUAAUCAGUAGUAGCAAAAUUGCAGAUUACAUUAAUUACUUGUGAACUUUUGUCCUGUUAUUAAAGAUAUUUCUUUUUAUCCAGAAAUAACAAGUAUUAACAAACUAUUAAUGAGACCACUGCAUACUCUUUGUUGUCUGACGAUUUCUCACUUGAUCCAUUGUUGCCUUCUCCAUUCUCUUUUUCUAACUGGUAGAAUAUGACACCCACUGAUGUCACAGUUUGCACAUCAAAUCAAGGAAAACUUGCUUUUUUUUUUGCUCUAGCAGAUAACCCUAACUUUUCGAGUUCUGAACCAAUUUAGUUUUGAUCGAAAUGCUCUAAACGGUACUAAAUUAGUCGCAGGAUCUGGAACGGAACCAGUUCCAUGUUGGUGGAAAAGGGGUUAUAUGAGAGUUGUUGCCAGGAAUUAAUUCCAAAAUAUUUCUACCACUUCUACCAAGUGUAAUCUUUUGAAAAUAAAAAUGUCAGACAGAGAAGGAUCACAAAUAAGAAAUCAGAUUGUAAAGAAACAUGAACCAUUCUUCAGAAAGUCACUACACAUUCGCUUUCUUUUCUUUUUUCUUUUGAAAUAUGUUUCAUACACGGAAUGCUGAAGUCAGCCAUGCUGUUAUUCAUCAUUAACCGACCAAAGUGCUUAUGACCAAGCGCUACUCCGUAGUGUACGGAUCAUGGGUGGGAAGCAGAGGAAAGGGGUUGACAAGCUUGGGGUAGUUUUGGUUAUUGAUAUUGUUUUAUUAUUGUUUGCUUUGUGCCAAAAACAAAGAGCCAAUCAUGAAGACCCUACAGCGUUUGGUUACACUAGAGCCUUCUUUACUGAACUCCUUAAUGGAGGUAAUUUGGAGGACUGAAACAUGGCGCCUGAUCUACCAAGUGCAACCAGAACUGUUGUUAAAAGCAACACACAUACAGAUUGGUAGUUUUUGGUGUCAAACUUAACAGCUUUAAUACGCACAUUGGCUGUGUGCUACAGGGGAGAGACAAAAAAGUAGUUCUGGUCACCUUCAAUAUGCCUCACCCCUUUUUCUGAUGUUAAGUUACUGAACGAAAUAAUAGACGUGAGUUCCAAGCAUGCCUUGGGUCAGUGUUAAUGGGAAAAAAUAUUGACCAAAUAGUACAGAUCUGUUGGAUCCUCAAAAUCUGAAUCAAUACAAAUGAUAUACACACAAAAGAUGUGUGACUUUUGCCUCCUUUAUUAUAUUCAUCUAAGGAGGAAAGAUUGGCGCAAAGUGCAUUUAAACAUUGAGCAGGGAUUACUCCUGUCAGCUAACCCUACCCCUUCAGAAUAAACAAUCAGUUCUCUGAAAUAAUCCCAAAUUGAGGCUUUAUGUAUGUUUUUAUAAUAAAUGUGUUAAAUGAGAGAUUUUUAUGUUUAUGUAAUCAAUGUGCUAAGACACUAAUAAACUUUCAAUUUCUUUUCCUUUUUUAA